Molecule: messenger RNA, 4207 nt
Organism: Eriocheir sinensis (Chinese mitten crab)
Lineage: Eukaryota; Metazoa; Arthropoda; Malacostraca; Decapoda; Varunidae
Product: constitutive coactivator of peroxisome proliferator-activated receptor gamma-like
Exons: 14
Coding region: 129-2276 (715 amino acids)
Cellular component (GO): nucleus
Source: RefSeq, a predicted model, not a curated record
CCAACGCGGGGCCAGUGUGCAGCGGGACGUCGGCGUGGGAGGACGGUGCUUCUCAUGGGGCAAGGCGGCCGCUCUCCACCCUGCAGCAUCACCCUGGAAGAUCGUGAGGGUUCAGAACGCACGGCAUCAUGGGUGUGCGUGGUCUUCAGUCCUUCCUGGAGUCCCACUGUGGCCAGGCCUGCUACUCCGUCAACAUUGGCAAGGUCGCCGAUGAGUACCACAAGCGCACCGGGAAGAGUCCGCUGAUCGUGGUGGAUGGAAUGUCAUGUCUGCGGAAGCUGUACGGGAAGCUCAACUGGAUAUGUGGCGGCCAGUGGAAGGGUUACAUCGAGCACAUCCAGGAUUUCCACAAGUCCCUCAAAUCGCACGGCAUCAACAUGGUCCUCUUCUUCGACGGCAAUACCCCGGAGCGGAAGAGGGAGACAUGGAGCCACCGUCGCCUGGAGAACUUGAAGGACGUGAUUAACUACUUCACCAUCAUCAAGUCUAACAAGGAACUGGAGCAUGGCAAGCACUUCUUCCUUCCUACGGGGCUGGCGGCCUUCACACCUAUCAUUUUCAAGGACGUCUUGGGCUGCCCCGUCUACACCUGUCUGGACGAGUGUGACAAGGCGGUGGCCGAGUACGCUAAGAGACACGGGGCCAUGGGGAUCCUCGGGCAGGACUCAGACUACAUCAUCUACAACACGGCCCACUACUACUUCUCCAUCAACCACCUCAACCUGGAGACGCUGGACACGGUGAUGUACGACAGGAACGCGCUGUGCCGUGUCCUGCAUAUCACCGUUGACCAGCUCCCCCUCUUGUCCUGCCUCAUUGGUAACGACGUCAUCCACCAAGAGGACCUGCUGCUCUUCCACCAACAGACACUCAAGAUAUCCAUGCAUCACCUCCACCGCCACCACAACCGCCCCCCGCCAGAGAUUCUCAUUCCCAAGGUGGCAACAUUUAUCAACAACCAGCCGCCGAUGGAACAACUCAACCAGCAACUCCCUUCCCUGGCCAGGGUUGUUCUGCGAGAUGAGAACCGUGCCCAUCUGCUGGCGGAGGGAAUAGGCAUGUAUCAGCUGGACAUUGAAGCGCCCUGCGAGUACACCAACCAGCCCACAGACACUGAGGGUAUGGACAUUAUGGAACGAGUGCACCUCAGACACAUCAACUCUGAGCUCGGCCGCCACUUGUUUGCCAUCCUGCGCGGCGAGUCCUACGAGUCGUCCACCACCCUGGAGGACUACACGUCGAACCUUCCCUCCGGCGCCAUCGUGUUCCAGCCGCUGCGGUCAAGGGUGUAUCGCAUCCUGCAGAAGUCGGCUAAAGAUGGCUGGACCCAGGUGCCAGAGUGGUGCAUGUACAGCGGAGCUACCCUGAAGGAACCUGACCUCGUGGACCCUGUUGAGCUGGAGGGUGGCAGCCCGUCCCUGGAGGAGUUAUGGGACGGCGAUGCAGACUUCAAAUGGCGCACCUUCCUCGACUGUGUUCACCCCCAGCUCUCCGGGACUCACAUCCGCUCUCUGCCGCCACACCUCAUUGUCCCUGUGGCCUUACUCUUCUACCUGCAGUGCCACCACCCUAAGCCCAUACUGAAGGACUGGGAGAUGAACGCGAUGAUGGCCGCUAUCCUCUCCCCGACGCGCGAAGACCUGCUGCUCAUCCGGUCCGUCGCGCUGCAGAGGAUUGACGCCCGGGCGGUCCACGUGGCCGCCAUCUUCAUGAAGGGCCUCGUCAACUUCUUCUUCCUCCUUGCCGCCUGUGACUACCCCGUGGCCAGGCUCAAUAUGGUGCCUUGGGCCUUCUGGGACGGCAAGGUGUUCCAUCACUACUACCUGAGAGCCAAGUCUGGAGCCAGGGUGGACGACCUCUGCGAGCACAAGGAACCCAUACUGAAGAAGUUUAUGGAGAUGAAGACCCUCAUCAUGCCCCACAUGCCCCCGCCGGUCCCCCUCAAGUCCAACGCCCCCAACUCCCCAAGCCGCAGCCCCCACGAGAGCCCCAAGAAGAAGGGGUGCGCGGCGUCCAUCACCCCCGAAGGCACCCCCCCCACCACCCCGGCGCGGGAACACCCCACCACCCUCGCCAUCACCAAAAACAUCCACGGCAAGAACCACUCCCGCGGCCCUUCCCCCAUGGUGUCCCCCAGCUCCCCCCAUGCCGGCAGACCCCACGUCAAGCCCCCACACAAGUCCCCGCAGCCUAAGUCCCCCAUCGCCAAGUCCCCGAUCGCCAAGUCCUCGGCAGCUAAGUCCCCCGCCAGGUCCCCCAAGAAGAUGGCAUCAUGAUCACCUGCUACAUAAGGUCAGGUCAGGGCCUCUGUAUUCCCUCCCCCCUCCCCCCUCCCCCGCCAUGGUCCUGACCUCACGGCUUUGCCAGCGUUGGGUCAGGGUGACACUUGGGGCUGACUCACCCCGCCGCCCCUUGUUGUUGUUGUUGUUGUGCCGGCUGGCCGAGGCGGCGCGCGUGGGCAUACCUGCUGCGCACACGGCAGAGGCGCACACACGCACUCACACACAGGCUGUAGCAACACUGUACGCAUUAGUUGUAGUGGUAGCAGUGCUCCAUACACACACGCACAAGGCAGUGUUUACCUUUUUUGCAGCACAACGCCUUCAUGGGACUGGCUGGGAGCAGUAUUGUGUGUGCAUGGCUGAAGCACACACACACACACACACACACACACACACACACACACACACACACACACACACACACACACACGUACACAGCUGCUAACCUACCCCAAUGCACCUUUGCCUGUCUGCACGUGCGGCAUCGGGGUCAGGUCUCGGGUUAGUGUUUCUCGCCAAGGCUUAGUGUGUGCCCCUCCCUCCACACCGGACAUUCACAACCCCCCAAAGGACAUCAAUCUGUUUGGACCCUUGGGUGUCGGACACAUUCAUUCCGUCUUUGCACAGUUAACGAGUCAACGUCCUCAAAUCACACCUGUCCAUUUUUCAGAGUUACACGCAGUAUUUUUGUGCGGGCCACGGCAGACGGACGGACGCUUUCCCCGCCCAGGAGUGUGGCCCAAGGUUGCGUAUGGGUCAGGCUCCUCGGGGCGCUCCGUCAGACUGUAAACAAACCGUAAAUUAAAGACCGAUGGCAUAAUAAAUCAUCCAGGUUGGUUGGAGGAGGACCGUCUAGGCUAUGUCACUACGGCAAGGUUUUAUGCAACUCAUCGUGUGGUCCCCCUUCAAUGUGACGUUUGCCCCCCAUCCCGCCCUCCCCGCCCCCCCGUCAGCCACUCACAGCCCCGUCUGAGAGCGCCUACAUGUGUUAACGAGCACAGCUAAAGCUUCCAUGAGUUGAACGUUACGCAGCGCUGGUCUCUCUGUGGUCAAUUUAUUUAUUUAUAUUUUUUUUACAACAAAGGAGAAGGGUUGUAACGAUCAGGGUGUGUUCUGUGGUUUGUAUACAUCAAUGGAAUUAGAUCUCGUAUCAGGAAAAUAUCAAGCAAAGGUUUGUUAAUCUGUGCUUUGGAAAAUUUGUUGUAGCUGAGGGCAUUCUGCAGUUUGUAUACGCCACUGCAAUUAGAUCUCGUAUCGGGAAAAUAUCAAGAAAAGUCUGUUAAUCUGUGCUUUUGAAAAUUCAUUGUAGGUCAGGGCAUUCUGCAGUUAGAGUUCGUGCUGUACCAGGAAAAUAUCGAGGAAAAGUCUGUUAAUCUGUGCUUUGGAAAAUACAUUGUAGGUCAGGGCAUUUUUGCAGUCUGUAUAUGCCAUUGCAAUUACAUCUCGUAUUAGGAAAAUAUCAAGGAAAAGUCUGUUAAUCUGUGCUUUGGAAAAUUCGUUGUAGGUCAGGGUGUGUUCUGCAGUUUGUGUACGCCAUUGCAGUUACUUGUGCCAGGAAAAAAAAUCAAGGAAAAAUCUGUUAAUCUGUGCUUUGGAAAAUUCAUUGUAGCUCAGGGCAUUCUGCAGUUUAAUUUAUUUAUUUAUUUAUUUAUUUUUUGCAGCAAAGGAGACAACUCAAGGGCACAAAAAAAUUAAAAAAUAAUGAAAAAAAAAGCCCGCUACUAAAAAAAAAGCAAUUAGAUCUUGUAUCAGGAAAAUAUCGAGGAAAAGUCUGUUAAUCUGUGCUUUGGAAAAUACAUGGUAGGUCAGGGCAUUUUUGCAGUCUGUAUAUGCCAUUGCAAUUAGAUCUCGUAUCAGGAAAAUAUCAAGCAAAAUUCUGUUAAUCUGCACUUUUGAAAAUUCAUUGUAGCUCAGGGCAUGUUCUG